Penaeus chinensis is the source of this 3594-nucleotide messenger RNA. RefSeq names its product protein lin-54 homolog. NCBI's taxonomy places the organism in Eukaryota, Metazoa, Arthropoda, Malacostraca, Decapoda, Penaeidae. Bases 547 to 3060 code for a protein of 837 amino acids. Gene Ontology annotation, biological process: regulation of DNA-templated transcription. The transcript is spliced from 15 exons. Gene Ontology annotation, cellular component: nucleus. The record is from RefSeq and is a predicted model, not a curated record.
AAAAAAGUGUGCAUAAAAAAGUUGGAAACUUAAAUUUACAAUUUCUAAUAUUUACAUUAUACUUUUUGUUGUGGCGACAAAGUCCCGUGACUUCGAAUAAAUUCAAUAUGAAAAUUCUGGGUCGUCUCAUAUUUCUUCUCUGGCAUGAUUAAACUCCGUUUUACGCCAAGACACCCAUCCCUUAAAAGCCCCCUUGCUGACCACGAAGGAGAGAGGAGGCGAGAGUAAGAAAGAGAGGUUUUAUUCUGGCAUUUUGUCUGGCGGAAGUCACGGCUCGAAUGGCCAUGGCGGGAGAGGAAUGCGUUAUGCCAACCCGGUGCACUCUCCGCCCUCGCAAAUAAAUGAUGGUUAAAUGACCACAGCUCAUCCGAGUUUGAUCGUCCCUGUGGGCGUGCGAGGGCCAUUUGCGAGCGCCAGCAAGGGCGCAGUGCGGGCGGCGAGGCGGUGGGCGGGCGCGGAGCCUUAGACGUGGCAGCGGCGCGCGCUACGCAGCCAGAGAGCAGCGAGGGAGCGAGGCGGUGGGCGCGUGAGUUUGAACGCCUCGGAAUGCCACACAAUAACCCUGAUAAAGAUGUGGGUGAGGGAGGCAAUACAGUGUUCAUUGAUGCAUCAGCCUUGGGAGAGCUGUCAAGCCAGCUGACACAGCAGGAUCUGGAAACUCUAGUUGGCUUCAACAUCCAGCCUGCAGAUCUUGAAGCUCUCCAUGAAGCCACGGAAGCACAUGUUGUAGACACAAGUGGCGUACUCAUAUCAGAUGGAGUGGCCGUGGGAAAUAUUGUGGAGGUGGCUGGAGGUGGAGGAGUGGAUGAUUCACAACAGCUGGAUGCUCACACUCACCACCAGGCACACCACCAGCCAAUGGAGGUGGAUGCACUCUCAGAGCACACACAAGUCAUUGGUGACAUGGACAUGCUCCAGCAAGGAGGAGAGCUGAUUACCAUGACAGGGGAGGAGUUGUCAGCUGGUGGGGAGUCGGGCACUGCAGCCCUGCUUGCUUCUACAGGUGGAGAUACCACAACCCACCAAAUUGUCACAGAAACCCCUCAGGUUAUCAAGAGCAGCCUUGGUCAGUUUGUGGUGCUUCAACAAAACCAGAAUUCACUAUCUUUGGGGUCAAUGAACAACCGCAUCAUAACAUCUGGAGGACAAGUAGUGACAACUAUGUCAGGCCUUGGGAACAGCAACAGCAACAAACCAGUUGUAGUUAAUGCAGCACAGCUAGGUGGUGCUCUCAGACAACAGAUAGUGGUGACCCAGCCAGCUACUGUCCCUCAGCAAGUUCGCACUGUCCAAGUCAAACAGCCUCAGCAGACACAAUCCCACAAUAGUGGAACAGUCACUAAGGUGAUCAUCACAAGUCAGGCAGGAGGCAGCUUGGGCAGCCUUGGAGGACAGCAGGUCCGCCUGGUCACCAGUCAGAGUGGUACAGGUGGAAGCACCCAGAUGGUGCCAUCUCCCACCAAAUUUACACUCCAGCAAGCACAACAAAUGGGACUCAUUUCACCUUCAAAGACAGUGAGCCAGUCUCCAAACAAGAUUGUUGUCCAGCGUGUUAAUAUGGGGAGUUCUUCUCCCCUGAAAUCCCCAAGUAAGUUGGUGAUACCUGUCUCCAUGGCCAUGAAGUCUCCCACCAAAAUAGCCCCUGCUCCUCCCACCGGACAACAACAGCAGAUUAUAACACACCAGAUUAGCAGUGGGGGAGCAGUCCGCAAUAUUUUGUCCAGUCCACAGAAAAUUGUGAUCAAGAGCAAUGUUCCUCAGCCUGGCCAGGGAUCAGUAAGCACUGUCAGAGCAGGGCAGAUUGUGACCUCUGGAGGACAGCAGGUCAUCAAAAUUCCUGCCAGCCAGGUGCAACAACUGACAGCUCAGCCACAGAAUGUACAGAUGUUUUCAAACAGGAUGAACUAUGUGAGAUUAGUGAGUCCAGGAGUGGGUGGAGGGGGUAGUGGAGGAGGGGGAGGAGCAGCAACCCUCAUCCGACCAACACCACCUACCAACAAGCCCAUUGCCCCAGCUGCAUCUCAGCCCAUCAAGAUAAAAGCAAUGCCUAUUGCACCAAGUCAACAGCCCAGUAAACAGCGGGUGAUAAUCCCAGUGUCUGGUUCUGUGCCAACUGCCAGUGUUGGUGGUAGUGUUCCCAUACGUCCUCAGACAGCAAGUCUUACUUUGCCAGCCUCAGCUCUUCCCCCUGGAGUCCUCUCCAACACCCAGCCUGGCUCUGUGGUCAUGAUUCCAGCCCAUUACAUGUCUCAGCUACAGUCAAAUACAACAAAUAGUGCAACAGUCCAGAUGUCAAGCCAGCCAGCCCCAGGUACAAUAAUUCCACCCCCAAAGCCACAACCUCCACGAACAGUAAUAGAUGCAAAUGGAAUUAGACCAAGAAAGCCCUGUAAUUGUACAAAGAGCCAGUGUCUUAAACUUUACUGUGAUUGUUUUGCAAAUGGUGAAUUUUGCAAUAACUGCAACUGUGCAAAUUGUUUCAACAACUUAGCACAUGAAGAAGACAGACAAAAAGCAAUCAAGGCUUGUCUUGAUCGAAACCCUCAAGCUUUCCGACCUAAAAUUGGAAAAGGAGGCAGUGAUAACGAACGAAGGCACAACAAAGGUUGUAACUGCAAGCGUUCAGGAUGCCUCAAAAAUUACUGUGAAUGUUAUGAGGCCAAAAUUCCCUGUUCUAAUAUUUGUAAAUGUGUUGGUUGCAAAAAUGUUGACGUGAACCCUGGUGUAGAAAGAAAGGGCCUAAUGCAGUUAGCUGAAUGUGCAGAGGCAAGAGUGAACCAGCAGAAUGCUGUCAAGUCCAAACUUCCUUCCUUCUCUCAUCACUCUCCUACCAAGAUGCUCUUCCCAACAUCAUCAAAGUCUGGUUACUGUCGCAUGAAUCAGGAAGUUGUUGAAGCCACAUGCCAGUGUCUGCUGGCACAGGCUGACAAGGCAGAGAGUGCAUCAGUGUCCACAGCACAGUUAGAGCAAACUGUGAUCUCUGAGUUUUCCAGAUGCUUAAUGCAAAUUAUUGGCAGCUAUACUUCACGGUCUAGAGGUGGUUAUUCUUUUCGAGUGUGAUUUGUUAUUCAGUAGUGGUAAACAUUGAUAUAUAUGUGGGUGUGUGCAUAAUGUGUCAUUAAUCCAUUCGGACUGAUGCAUGUGUAAAUACAAUAAAUAAAAGUGUAUUACAGUGGGCAUGGCAUGUAUUCUUGCCACAUGGGGUGAAUGGGUUACAGAAUAUCACAUUUUUUUAAAUACUAACUUAAUCUCCUUUUUUCAGGUCUGGGAGACACGUAGCAUGAUAGCAGAUAAUUGGUUGUAGUAUAAUAUGAGGUAUCAAGUCAUGUAAAUAGAUUUAUAUUAAAGAAUGUUAUAUUUUCUAGAUUCUGCAUCUGGCAGGGGAACUGCUUCACAUAUACAUGAGUCUGUUUGUGUGUUGCUCUCAUUCAGAGUUUUAAUAUGGGAAAAAAAAAUCAAAUACUCAUGUUGAAAGGCUUAUCAAUGCUUGUUUAUCCUCAUCUCUCUCGUUGUUAGUUAUGUAACCUGUUCUCAAGUUUUUAUUACAUUUGUUAUGACCAACUUCCUUACUCUCUCUGCUUGUUUUUUUGUUUU